This is a messenger RNA of Fusarium vanettenii 77-13-4, 1686 nucleotides long. RefSeq lists its product as uncharacterized. The annotation marks the transcript as partial. The transcript has 2 exons. The record is from RefSeq and is a predicted model, not a curated record. NCBI's taxonomy places the organism in Eukaryota, Fungi, Ascomycota, Sordariomycetes, Hypocreales, Nectriaceae. Gene Ontology annotation, biological process: protein phosphorylation. Gene Ontology annotation, molecular function: ATP binding; protein kinase activity.
AUGGACCGUCGGUCUCAUGGACCCCGAACGUCAUCAACCUCACAGCCAGCGACUAAUCCCCGGGUCAGCGCCCCAAGCUUCCUCGGCUCCCCGCAGGACGAUGUACCUCGUUUUGUACCUUCCUUACCAUCCAGUCCUGUUGCAGAUGCGCCAAUCCAGGAGCCGGUUCAAUCAGUUGUGCACAGGGAUGACGAGGCUACACUGGCCGACGAGUGUGCCAUCCAAGACAAUCUCUCAACGGCUGACACCCAUUCGAUAACGGCAUCCCAGUAUGAAGCUCUGAUUCGCGAGGAGCUCGAGAAGACCUGGAUAUUAAAUCUUAGCAUGCACUUCCGGGAUCGUUCAAGAAGGGAAAAGUUCUUUGUCACAUAUCGGGAGCAGGAACAUAUUUGGCGGCGUGUAACCAUCUCCCUCGAUUACCGAGAUGCCCCUCCAAACUCACUGGAGAUGGACCUCAUUCACACUCACUACCAACGAGACAAGAGCGCCAAAAUUUACGAGGCUAUCCGGGAGAGCCUACGAGACAUUCAAUUCUACGACACUGUGACCAAUCUGAAACUUCAGACGACUGAUGGGAGACUUCAUGUUCAUGUGGUUGAGGAUGGCAAUGAAAUUAUCCAAUACCCGACUGUUGCUCAGAUCAAGCACCUUGGUUGCAGGCGUAUUCGGGAAAAGGAUAUCGUCUUUGACUCGCACAUGUCGGGCUUCGUUUAUAAAGUCAAUGUUAAUGGUCAUACCUUGAUCAAGAAGGAAAUCCCGAGCCCUGACACGAUAGAUGAGUUUUUGUAUGAAGUCAACGCUCUCAACCGCCUCCGCCAUUCGCGCAACGUCAUCCAUUUCUAUGGUGUCGUAGUGGACGAUCACGAUGAGCACGUAAAGGGACUUCUCAUCAACUACGCCGACCAAGGAGCCCUCAUUGACAUCAUUUACGAGCACUGCAAAGACGGCGAUUACGACCUUCCGUGGUCAACACGCGAAAGAUGGGCUCGGCAAAUUGUUGAAGGGUUGUCCGACAUCCACGAGUCAGGAUUCGUACAAGGCGACUUCACGCUGUCCAACAUUGUCAUUGACGAGGACGGCGAUGCGAAGAUCAUUGACAUCAACAGGAGAGGGUGCCCAGUCGGAUGGGAACCCCCGGAAGCCACGCCGCUCAUUGAGAGCAACCAGCGGAUUACUAUGUACAUUGGUGUCAAGUCGGAUCUCUACCAGCUUGGCAUGGUGUUGUGGGCUCUGGCAACACAGGAGGAUGAACCAGAAUCACAGGGGCGACCGUUGAUACUUGGUCCCGAGGUGAACAUCCCAGAUUGGUACCGGCAAAUGGCAGAGAUUUGCUUGAGUGAUGAUCCGAAAAUGCGGCUCCAGGCGUCUGCUCUUUUGCACAUGUUCCCACGACCAGGGGAUGGGGAAGAAUGCGGACAGUUGAACCCCCCGCAAUCGACAAUUGACGAAGGUUACACGUUGCAGCAGUAUCUCGUUGACGGGUACCACCCAGACAGCCUUCCGCAGAUUAAGACGGUUGAGCCACCCAGCGACUGGUCCUACGUGAGCCGGCCAUACACAGACGCAAGCCCCACGGGAUACGAGCCGUACUACUACACACGUGGACGAUCACCCCCAAGUCCCCUGCCGAGCAACUAUGACGGAUGCGACGCCCCGCGAGGUUUGUACAACAUUGCUGCUUGGGCA